GCUGGGAUGGGGAGGGGGGGAGGCGGUUUCCCUGCGCAGCCGGGCUGUGGCUCGCAGGCAGCCGCCGCAGCGCUCGCAGCAGCCGCCGGGCGGGAGCAGCCGCAGCUCCGGGAGCCUCGAGAUGCCGAAGAGGAAGGUGACGGUGGCGGACGGGGACGCCCCGGCGGAGCCCAAGCGGCGAUCGGCGCGUCUGUCCGCGAAACCCGCGCCGGCCAAAGCAGAGCCGAAGCCAAAAAAGUUGCCGGCAAAGGAUAAAUCUGAGGACAAGAAGGCUCAAAAGGGGAAAAAGGGGCCUAAAGGAAAACAGACAGAAGAGACGAACCAAGAACAGACAAAGGACAACCUGCCUGCAGAAAACGGGGAAGCUAAAACUGAGGAGACCCCAGCACCUGAUGCAGCUGCAGAGAAAGAAGUGAAGUCUGAGUAACACCCACAUCUGUAACUGGUGGUCUUUAAACCUUUCUUCUUGUACAAUUCAGAGGAAUAUUUUUAUCGACUAUUUUGUAAAUGCGAGUUUUUUAGUAGUUCUAGAAAACACAUUUUUAAAAAAAAAAAAAAAGAGGAGAGAGUCCCGACUCAACCCAUUUUUUUACAUAUUUAGAUAAGUGUAAAUGCUUUUUUUAAGUGGUAAAGUCAUGUACUGGUUGUCUGUUUUCUAUGAAACCAGAAAUUAACAGCAUGUUAAUUAAGGAGAGGGCUCUGAGGCCUUGAUUAGGCUUCACGUUCCACAGCCUGCGAGGGACAGUUUUCUAUCCUGUUAAAUGAAGCAUAACACAGAUGAGACUUUGGAAUUCAUAAUGAUGUGUCGAGAAUGUCUUAACAUUGUAGUUAUUUAUCUUUAUGGUUGUACCAUCAGUAGAAUUCCUUAUCUAAUAAAACUGCUCCCUAGUGUUGGAUUUCUUGCUGAGUGAUGUAUAUCUGUGACAAAAGUUAUUUUUGGUAGUUGCAGCUUUAUUUUUUUUCCAACAACUUUGUAGCUGUGAUGAGAAAGAUGGGAAACUUUUUAUUUUAUAUCUUUAAAUACUGGCUAAGGAAAAGUUUCUGCUUGGCAGAUGGAACUUGUUAUGUCAAUAUUUGAGAUGCUGGAACUUCACCUCUAGUUUUAAAGGACAGCUUGUCUACAAAGAUCAAGUGAAAAAAAUAUUUGAAAUAGUCCUAGGGAAAAAAAAAAACAAUUAGUUUUUAGACUGAAAAAAACUAUGUGAAUAAAAACAAUUGUAAAAUUGUUGAUAGUGUUUGUGAUCUUCAAACAAAAGCCAAAUAAAUCUUGAUUAUGAAAG
Molecule: messenger RNA, 1280 nt
Organism: Chiroxiphia lanceolata (lance-tailed manakin)
Lineage: Eukaryota; Metazoa; Chordata; Aves; Passeriformes; Pipridae
Gene: HMGN1
Product: high mobility group nucleosome binding domain 1
Exons: 6
Coding region: 122-427 (101 amino acids)
Biological process (GO): chromatin organization
Cellular component (GO): nucleus; chromatin
Molecular function (GO): nucleosomal DNA binding
Source: RefSeq, a predicted model, not a curated record